AUGAAAGCAUCAAACGGAAGCAGGAUGAAAUUCGUCCGCCCGAUAGUUGAUGAAACACUAUUUGGAGAACGUGUCAAGGCAAGAGAAACAGUUAAUGUUCCUGAUUUUGAACCACCGUGGGUGGACCGAAAAAAUUCUCCUACCAAAACACCCUCUCAACCGCUGUUGUUUUACUGCCCAACGGCACAGACAAGACCUCAUUCAAGGAGUUCUCUCAGUACUCCAGUUCGUGGUUACAAACCAGUAAAAUUUUCUCCCACUCACGUUGAUGAAACGCUCUUCGGGGAAAGAAGGACAAAACUCUCUGAUUCCCCUCCGCCGAGUGAAUUUGACCCUCCAUGGGAAAAGCAGAACGAGCAAAAGCGUGAUAGACCAUUAUUAUUUGAUUGUAACUCAAGGCUUAUGUUUGACAACGCGGGCGAUGAACUCGAAACUACUUCCAGAUCAAGAACUCCCCAAAGUUUCCGCUCCUCGUCUAGAACGAGUUCAAGAACGAGUUCAAGAGCUCAAACUGUGGGGAAAAGACCAAAAUCAGCAUAUAAACCAUCACCGUGGAGAUGA
Molecule: messenger RNA, 561 nt
Organism: Pocillopora meandrina
Lineage: Eukaryota; Metazoa; Cnidaria; Anthozoa; Scleractinia; Pocilloporidae
Source: the annotation of a GenBank genome assembly